UUAGUGUUAUUGUUCAAAUGCCUUUCUAAACUGAUAUCUUCUCUUUUUUUAAAAUGUAGGUCUUGUAAACAUGAUAUUAGAGGAAAUCCCAGAGCCAUGAUGAAGUUAAUGAACAGCGCUGAUAUUGCAAAGCACUCAUUAUCAACCCUGGGAAGUGCAAACUGUUUUGUAGAUUCAUUAUAUGAUGGAUUAGAUUUUGAUUGUAAUGUGUCCAGGGCCAGAUUUGAACUUAUCUGUUCUUCACUAUUUAGUAAAUGCGUAGAAGCAAUUAAAAAGCUCUUGCAGCAAGUUGGAUUAACAGCAGAUGAUAUUAAUAAGGUAGUUCUGUGCGGUGGGUCUGCUCGAAUCCCAAAGCUACAGCAGCUGAUCAAAGACAUUUUCCCAACUGUGGAAUUACUGAAUUCAAUUCCUCCAGACGAAGUUAUUCCCAUUGGUGCAGCCAUAGAGGCGGGAAUUCUGCUAGGAAAAGAGAAUCCUUUGUUAGAAGAAGAAGCGCUCUUUAUUGAGUGUUCUGCCAAAGAUAUUCUUCUUAAGGGAGUAGACGAGUCAGGGGCUGACAAAUUCACAGUGCUGUUUCCAUCAGGGACACCAUUACCAGCUCGAAGGCAGCACACCCUGCACGCUCCUGGAAACACUUCCUCUGUAUGCCUUGAACUAUAUGAGUCACUGGGGAAAAGUCCCAUGAAUGAAGAAGGUAAAUUUGCACAGAUUGUACUCCAGGAUUUAGAUAAAAAGGAGGAUGGGCUACAUGAUAUACUAACUGUUCUCACUAUGAAAAGGGAUGGGUCCCUGCACGUUACCUGUACAGAUCAAGAUACCGGGAAGUGUGAAAUCAUCACUGUUGAAGUGGCAUCAUAGACUCUUUUGAAAGGCAACAUUUUUUCUAAGUUGGUUCUUGUCUCUUGUUGGCUUUUCUGCUGAAGUGGUGACUCUGUGAGAUGUCUUUAAUGAUUCUUAGAGGACUGUAAUA
This is a messenger RNA of Antrostomus carolinensis (chuck-will's-widow), 970 nucleotides long. RefSeq names its product heat shock protein family A (Hsp70) member 14 (gene HSPA14). The annotation marks the transcript as partial. Gene Ontology annotation, molecular function: ATP-dependent protein folding chaperone; ATP binding. The transcript has 6 exons. The record is from RefSeq and is a predicted model, not a curated record. NCBI's taxonomy places the organism in Eukaryota, Metazoa, Chordata, Aves, Caprimulgiformes, Caprimulgidae.